Nomia melanderi (Alkali bee) is the source of this 4624-nucleotide messenger RNA. It is a transcript of the gene Mnn1, whose product is annotated as menin 1. Gene Ontology annotation, biological process: regulation of transcription by RNA polymerase II; negative regulation of cell cycle; negative regulation of cell population proliferation. Lineage: Eukaryota; Metazoa; Arthropoda; Insecta; Hymenoptera; Halictidae. Gene Ontology annotation, cellular component: nucleus; chromatin; histone methyltransferase complex. Gene Ontology annotation, molecular function: transcription cis-regulatory region binding; chromatin binding; Y-form DNA binding. The record is from RefSeq and is a predicted model, not a curated record.
UCAAUUGAUACUGCAGUUCGCUACCAGAUGGCUUCGCAACGUUUUCGUGAGCGCCAAUUUUAUUAAAAAGUCUAUUACUAUCGAAAAUAUCGCGACUCAUUACGCAGAGUAUCCGUUCAAAUUCAUAACCGUCAAAAUGUUCGAAUUCACACGUCGUUCAACGAUUCUCCCGACACCAGAAUGAUGAACAUGAUCGCGCGAAGGGUCCUGUAUUUGACAGAUAAAUCUAAUCGGAAUUAGACGCAUCAUUUCAAUUGUCAAAACUGAAAUUCUCCGCGGUGUCGAGUGAUUCACGGGGAACACCGUGCGUUUCGAAGUUGCGGCGCAGUAAAGAUAAUUGCUCGAUGGUUAUGGAAAAUUCUGGAAUGAGAAGCGCGCGCUUAUCCAGAACAUUCGUGUAGGCUUAAAGGGGGAUCCGUCGCUCGCAGAGAAACUCGCCCUCUUCGGUGUGUCGGACGGAGCACGGCACAGUGUACCGGACGAGACUCAAUGGAAACGAUCCUAGUGGCGGCGCGCCGCUAGGUGAUUGAUACGCGGUUGUGAUACAUUUUAUGGUGCGGAAAUGUGAGAGUUUCGCUUGGAGAACGAGGAAAUCACCGUUGACUAGCAUGCGACGUUAGUCAGACGAGGAGGAACCGAACGGAUCGCGGAACUUCGCCGAGAGUUUCUGUCAAGAUAAACGCGAAACAGGAUGACACUCGUGGUUUGAGAGAAGAUCUCGAUCUCGUGCGUGUAGCCUGCCAUUCACGACAUGGCGGGUUUUCGGGACGAGGAUAAGGCGCUCUUUCCUAUACGGAGUAUCUCCUCCAUUGUCCAAAUCUUCCAGAACCAGCUGGAAAACAGCUCGGAGCCGGACCUGGCUCUGCUCUCGAUCCUUGUCGGCGCGGUCGAGAAUUCCCUAACCUGCAAUCGAACAUUUGCGUCGCAGGAGUCGACUGUUUACGACGAGCCGAAACUGCCGGCGGUCGAGUUUCACAUCGCCGAGGCCCUUUACACGAAGUUCCACGCGGUGAUCAAAGGAGCGGUCGAUCUGACAGUCUAUGACACCAAAUACGCGACCAGGGAGCUUGUCAAAAAGGUGUCCGACGUGAUAUGGAAUUCUCUCACUAGAAGCUACUACAAGGAUCGCGCGCAUUUGCAGAGUCUCUAUAGUUAUCUCACAGCGAACAAAUUGGACUGCUUCGGAGUGGCGUUUGCGGUGGUAGCUGGCUGUCAGGUACUGGGAUUUAAAGACGUGCACCUCGCUAUGUCCGAAGAUCAUGCCUGGGUGGUUUAUGGAGAGGAUGGCAAUGAAACGGCGGAAGUAACAUGGCACGGGAAAGGAAACGAGGACAAACGUGGUCAGCCUGUCGAGCCCGGUGUAGCUUCCAGAUCAUGGUUGUACGUGAACGGACAGGCGGUGGUAUGCUCCAGGGCUAUGGAGGUUGCCACCAUAGUUUCAGCUAUAAAUCCUAGCUUGAGCGCGACUGCAGAUGCCGCGGAAGUGGCGUUGCUUCAGCAGGAGUUACUUUGGUUACUGUACGAUUUAGGUCAUUUGGCGAAAUACCCCAUGGCGUUGGGGAACUUAGGAGAUUUAGAAGAAGCGGCGCCGACACCUGGCAGACCGCCUGCUAUAGAUCUGUUUCAGGAAGCGAUACGAUCUGCAAGAAAGUAUUAUGGCAACGCUCACGUGUAUCCGUACACCUACCAGGGUGGCUACUUGUACAGACACGGUCUACACGCGAACGCGUUGGCGUCGUGGGCGGACGCGGCAGACGUUUUAAGGAAGUACGAUUAUUCGAGGGACGACGGAGAAAUAUACAAGGAGCUGUUGGAGAUAGCAAACGAAUUGAUACCGCACACGGUACGAGCGGACGAGCGUCUGCUGCGACAGCCGCGAUGCUUCGCGUACCUGUUGAGGUUCUACGACGGCAUAUGCCAAUGGGAGGAGGGCGCGAACACGCCAGUGCUGCACAUCGGAUGGGCCCGACCUCUGGUAAAUACCAUUUCGAAGUUCGACGCCGGUAUCCGGGCUCAGGUGAUCAUCGAAUGCUACGAUGCAGAGGCGAAGCAGGAAGAGGAGAGGGCGCAGAAGAGGGAGACCAGCCCCGAGGAGACGUUGAACAACAACAACAACAACUACUGCAAGACCAAGGAGAGGGGCAACACGGCGCGCGAUCUGAUCAAGAGCCUGGAGUCUAAAGUACCUUCGAACCCGGCGCCCAUGCAUCCCAGCAUUCAAGCUUUAACCGCGGCAUGCAGCGAGAAAAUACUUAACAGAGAUUACCUCCUGCAAGGCGGCGGGGAGCCGUUCGUCGCGCCGCCGGACGACGCUCUGCCGCCUGCACCUUCCACGUCUCAGGAAAACCUUGACCCCGAGGUGGAGGCCGACUCGGAGAACGAGAAGCCGAGGAUAACGUUGUACAGUCAGAAGAUGAAGGGUCUGAAGGACCUGCUGCUCGCCGAGAAGCUGAACACGCACGCGAUCUCGCUGCAGCUAACCGCACAGAGUCAGAUGAGGAUUACGAUUGAUGACGAUGAUGAUGACGACGAUGAUGAUGAAGAAGAAGAACUAGAGGGUCUAUCUUCCACAGGGCAUAUUUCAUUAGACGCGUAACGAGAGAAAGCACGCUACGUUACUGGACGUGAACUUACAUCGAAUCGUAAGGACACGAUACGCUCCUACAAUCGAUAGUUCUAUACCUUCUGAUGUACUUAAGGGACGAGCCGAACCACACGACGAAUGUUCUCGGAAAGUCUCGCGAAUCUCGUCGUGACACGUACGAGCCACGAUCGAAGCUGCGGGCACGAGCAUCGUUUUCUACGCGAAUCGUCUGUGACUCGUCGGUUGCGUCGUUCACAGCUACAUUCCUUCGUUGCCAGGUCGACCGUGAAAUAUUCGAACACCGUUCGAUGCUCGGGAAAGUGACGCUCGGUUUGACACGUUGGAUACCGUGAAGGUCACCGGUGACCUUCGUCUAAUCUGAUUAACCCCUUGCCGUGCAAUGACGAGUGAGACUCGCGAUGAAGAUUUCUAAACUAAUUCAACAAGAAUCAAUGUAUCAUCUUCAAAUGAAAUUUUCACCUGAAGUAGAAAAUUUUGUUGUAUUUCUUACAAAUCGUCGAUAGUGAAAUAUUACACGAGCUUAGUAACGAAAGUAAAUGGUACGCCGAGGGGUUAAUAUGAUUCGUUCGAUUAAACGAGGAUUAUUUGAGAAGUUUUAUACGUUACAAGUGACACGAUAUGCACUGACAUUCAACGAUUCGAACCUGUAACAACGUAAUUCAACGUUGAUAUAUUAUUUUUAGUUCCUGUAUUCGUUAAUUGCAAAAUCGUGGCGUUCAACGUGUUAAUUAGCCCACUUUUCACUUAGCAACCUGUUGCCUUUCGUUCUAUCUUCUGUUUAGCAAGUCCUGAAGUGGGAUUAUCUGCAGAGUUUUUGCUUUUAAAACGAAGUUCCCAACCAGAUCGAACGGGUUCAAUCGAAGAUAAUGGAGGAGGUAGUUAUAGUUCUUCAGGUCGCCUAAGUGUUAACUCUUUGCGCUCGAAAGUUCUUCACUCGAAGUAUUCUCUACUUUCUAAUCAGACGUAGACGACAUUCUCGAAAAUGAAUUUAACAAGGAAUCAUACAUAAAUUAGCUACCGAAGCAAUUUUCUUUUAAUAUUUCACCUAUCGAUGCAGUAUACGAAGGUUAAUGGCAAAUACCAAAGUUCAUAAUUUCGUAUCAAAUCAUUUAGACUCUCGAGUGCAAAGGGUUAUUUCCAUCCAUGCUACGUCGAACGGCAACGGACGAACAAACGAGAAAACGAAGUGUAUCGCGUAUGAGUAUCCGAAUGAAUGAAUGAAUGUACGUACGUAUGUAUGAAUGUGUAGUUCGAAAUUGUCGAACGAUUCGCGGAUAAACGGCGUCCGCGGUUGGUCGUCGACGAUCGCGUUAGCGGUACGUUUGUACACCGGAUUCGUACGCUGGGUGAAAAAGGAGAAAAAAAAGUAUUCGCGGCGCUGUUCACUGGCCAGGAAAACGCAGAGGUGUGGCGAUCAUCGUUUGCAGGUUUCACGCGGCGACGGUAUUGUGUGAGAGCGGUUGCAGGUUUUUCCGUUCAGACGGGUAUUCCGAUAUACAUAAUAUACAUAUACAUAUAGCAUAUACAUAUAAAUAAAUAUAUAUAUAUAAAUACAUAAGAAAAAAUAUAUAUAUAUAUAUCUAUCUAUCUAUCUAUCUAUCUAUAUGUAUAUAAAUGUAUAUAUAGAUGGAUAUAUAAAGAUACGAAAUCUGUUAACGCGCUAUUUAAAGAAUGCGAUUAUCGUAAAAAUAAAACGAACACGAAACCUCUCUUCUUUUCUUCUUCUUUUUUUCUCUCUCUUCUUCUCGUUUCUUUUCCGUAGGCUAUACGACUAUCGAGUACACUGUAUUGCUCGCCUCGGCGUUCCGACAUGAUGCGCGAAUUCGCGUUUCCGAUGAUCUUCGACUGGGAAUGAUUGUAAUCACUAUUGUUGACCGAUACACAGAGACACACAUACAGACGCAUACACACAUACACAGAGACACACACAGAGAGACAGACAGCGGCGCGAGUCUUCGGGCGUGUCAUGGAAAUGUCUUGUUUUUUUUUCUGUGGAUUAUAAUAAACUAUUUUAUUCUA